Messenger RNA from Pelodiscus sinensis (Chinese soft-shelled turtle), 1421 nucleotides. RefSeq names its product pancreatic progenitor cell differentiation and proliferation factor like (gene PPDPFL). The record is from RefSeq and is a predicted model, not a curated record. Gene Ontology annotation, biological process: cell differentiation; multicellular organism development. NCBI's taxonomy places the organism in Eukaryota, Metazoa, Chordata, Testudines, Trionychidae.
ACCGCACGCGCGCACGCCCCGCUCCUGCUGUGCCCACCGCCGCGUUCCACUCCGCCCGCCCGCCUGGCGCUUGGCCCGACCGGGGUUGAGUGAGGCCACCAGGCCAGGGGGAGGCGCCCCGCGGCUAAGGUGUCAGGCGCGCGCCGGGACUGCGCUAUAAACAGCCGCCCCCGCCUAGCGCUGCCCAGCACUCAGCGCGCGCAGCCGGCGGGGCACCUGCAGCUGGUGCGGGCUCGUGGGCGGUUUGCUGGGGGCGCUGCAGAGGAGAGGCGACCCAGAUUGUUCUCUGCCUGUUUGCUUAACUUUUGGCCCUGUCUCGGUGCCUUUUGCUAUGGCAUCUGUGCCUUCAGCUGGCUGCCUCCUGGCCAAGAAUCAGUACUACAGAACUCGAUUGAAUUCUGAAUCCAGUGUUUCAUCAGGAUCUUCAUCUUUCUGGUCUGAUCCUGUGAACAUCUCCGACCAGGAAAAAGCCCAUCAUGGGUUACCUGAACUAUUUGAUAAAUUCUGGUGGAUAAAAAGCUUUUUCCACUCUGAACCAUCUUCUUCUGAAAACAUGAGUGGAAAAACAUUACCAACUAGCAGUGUUGCAAGUUGACUUUACCUGCAGUGAUAUUAUAGACCCCUUUCUGUAAAGCACAGGAUCUUCCAGAUGGCUGCUUUCAGCUGUGUGAAGAAAAUAUACUGCUUGAAACUUCACUUCCAUGAGAGAAAAUAGAAUUUCAUAAACAUUUGUCUGUAGCUUAAAUUGCUUUGCUUAUGGCAGGCAUAGUUUCUGGCUACCCUGAUUUUUAUUGAAUUGUUAACAUUUGAGAGAUGCCUUUUUAAUAUUUGUAAAUCUAAACUCAAUGGAUUUAAUAUCCUAAUACUGGCUUAGGUCACUGGAAAAAGUGACAGUGAAAUGUAAAGUCAGCAUAAAAUGGCCAGUGAUUAUUAAGUUUUAGUUCUGUAAGUUGAAAUGCUUCUUUGGACUGUCAGUGUCAAAAUUUUUCAAGGGUGCUGUGACUCAAAACAAAAAUUGUCUGAAAAGUCUAUUCAGUAAGUAUUUUCAUUAGUUUGUUUUACUAGAUCAACUAUGCUGACAUCAAAAUGAUAUAAACUAGUUUUAGAUGAACAGAUUAAAUAUUAGGAGUAAAUGUGACACAUCUUUCCCAUGUGCCCAGUUACAGCAGUUAUAUACUGUUUACAAAAGUUAACAUUUCUCUUAACAGCUUUAUUUGCGAAAGAGUCCUUAGUGCUCUCCCCUUGUUAUGGCAGAAUAUGGAUUCUGAUCUUAAAUACAGAAUGUAAGCUGCAUACCCAUGAAUGAGACUUAGGGUAAAUAUACCUAGCACCCUAAACUCAAAGUAAGAUAUGCAAUUUGCAUAGCAAAUUGCGUAUCUUAUCUCAAAUCUAAUUUGAAAUAGCUUAUUAAAUUGAAAUUU